Emiliania huxleyi CCMP1516 is the source of this 1311-nucleotide messenger RNA. Its product is annotated as dTDP-glucose 4,6-dehydratase. Gene Ontology annotation, molecular function: NAD binding; GDP-mannose 3,5-epimerase activity. The transcript is spliced from 10 exons. Bases 37 to 1143 code for a protein of 368 amino acids. The record is from RefSeq and is a predicted model, not a curated record. NCBI's taxonomy places the organism in Eukaryota, Haptophyta, Isochrysidales, Noelaerhabdaceae.
CUCACCACCCACGUCCCGCUACCUUUGCUCUGAAGGAUGGUGCUCCCUCCCGUCUCCGAGAAGAAGUUCACCAAGGACUUCCCCAAGCUCAAGAUUUGCGUGACUGGCGCGGGCGGCUUCAUCGCGUCGCACCUCGCGAAGCGCCUCAAGGAGGAGGGCCACUGGAUCCGCGCGGUCGACUGGAAGGAGAACGAGUACAUGAAGGAGGGCACCUUCUGUGACGAGUUCCUCAACCUUGACCUGCGGCUAGCUGAGAACUGCAAGCCCGCGUGCGAGGGCAUGGACUGGGUCUUCAACCUCGCGGCGGACAUGGGCGGCAUGGGCUUCAUCCAGUCGAACCACUCGCGCAUCCUGUACAACUCGACCAUGAUCAGCUUCAACGUUGCCGAGGCGGCGCGUGUCGCGGGCGUCAAGCGCUUCUGGUAUGCGUCCUCGGCCUGCAUCUACCCGGAGCACAAGCAGCUCACCGAGGACCUCGACGGCGCGAGCGGGCUCAAGGAGGACGACGCGUGGCCCGCGCAGCCGCAGGACGCCUACGGCCUCGAGAAGCUGAUGACCGAGGAGCUGCUCAUGCACUAUGACACCGACUUUGGCAUGGAGGCGCGCAUCGGCCGCUUCCACAACAUCUACGGCCCGUUCGGCACUUGGAAGGGAGGGCGCGAAAAGGCGCCCGCCGCAUUUUGCCGCAAGGGCAUCACAGCGACGAGCGAGUUCGAGAUGUGGGGCAACGGGAAGCAGACGCGCUCCUUCUGCUACAUUGACGACGCCGUCGAGGGCAUCAUCCGGCUGAUGGUGUCCGACUACAAGAAGCCGCUCAACAUUGGCUCGGACGAGCAGGUCUCCAUGAACGAGAUGGCCGAGAUGGUCAUGGAGAUCGGCAACAAGAAGCUGCCGAUCAACCAUAUCCCGGGCCCCGAGGGCGUUCGUGGCCGCAACUCGGACAACACGCUCAUCAAGCAGGUGCUGGGCUGGGCGCCGAGCGUGUCGCUGCGGGAGGGACUGGGGUACACCUACAGCUGGAUCAGCGAGCAGGUCGACGCAUACGUUGCAGCGGGCAACUCGCUCGAGUCGCUCACCAAGUCUAAGGUGGUUGGGCAGACCAUGACCGACAAGUGCGAUAUGGGCUCCAAGGCGGGCAAGUAGAUGGUGCAGCCACGCUCCUGGUGGUGUGUGCCAUCCCGUUGGAGGAUCAUCUGAGGUCUACUUCGAGGGCGGCUGCCCCUAUCUCUGUCUGUAGAUUAUUGUAAUCAAACCGAAAGCCGCUACAAGUCGCAAGAGUUUUUUUUGUUGUAUGUGUGGCUCUUCCGUACA